Pelagomonas calceolata is the source of this 1131-nucleotide messenger RNA. The record is from the annotation of a GenBank genome assembly. NCBI's taxonomy places the organism in Eukaryota, Pelagophyceae, Pelagomonadales, Pelagomonadaceae.
AUGUCUGCCAUUUCAGCCGUGCCUGAUGAUCAGACGUACCUCAAGCCCAAGAAGACAUCGUCGAACCUCAAGCUUCUCGUCGCCGGCGCCGCUGUUGUAGCUUUCAUCCUCGGUGCGGUGGUCGCCACUGCCACGUCGGCUGGCGUCGCGGCGGUGGCGCAGCCGGCCGCCUCGCUCGCGAGCAGCGUGGCCUACGACCUCGUUGAUGAUGACUCGGCCGCCUCGCUCUCGAGCAAGAAUGAUCUCCCGGCGCCGGGCUGGGACACGUGCGAUUGGGUUAGAUCGAACGGCAACGCCAAAGGCCAACACCGGGUCGGCUACGCAAGCUCUCCGUGGCAGUGCAUUGCCAUGGUGCGGGAAUUUUACCCGGACGCGACGAUCGCGACCAUCGAAGACUCGGGCACCGGCGGCUGCUACGCCCAAUUCGGUUCCGACGAGCCGACGUAUAAGAGCGACUCGAUCUUCAAGACCUGCGUGCUCGCGUCGAUGCCGCCCGGCUCGGAUCUCGAUACUCAUGGGUGCAAGGGAUCUGCCGGCUUUAGCUGGUGCGAUCGCACGCAGUCGUGUGUGCGCGACUGGGAGACGCCCUGCUCAAGCGCUCCGGUCAAGGACGUCCUCAUCAACGGCGUGCCGUGCCGCGGCGAGAACGUCGUCCAGUCUACGUUCAAAGAGGAAACGUGCGAGAAAGGCGAGGACGCCGAAGGCGAAGUGUGCUCGAACGACGUGGCCCCGGGCGCCGAGAUGUGGCUCGAUCACUUCGAGUACACGUGCAACUACGAGGUCGGCAAAGAGAGCGACACGCAUUGUGCGCGCUGCCGCGUGCCGCUGAAAGAGCCGGACACGCCAGUCGACAUGAUGCACCAAGGCCAACCCGUGUCUUGCCUCUUGAAGAACGUCGUCGUCGUCGAGGACCGCGAGAUGGAACACAGACCCUCGGACGGCGACAUCGGUCCCGAGUUCGGCAAGCACGGGAAGCAUCUCUGCAAGGGCCCGUCCAAGGACGGGAACGUCUGCGCCAACGCCGGCACGGACAGGGAGGCGUACUGCACCUACGCGCUCGGGCCGGCGCUCUACCCCGAGGAAUUCCCGGUGGACUUGCACUUCUGCGCGUACUGCGCCGACGACAACUAG